Molecule: messenger RNA, 4395 nt
Organism: Salarias fasciatus (jewelled blenny)
Lineage: Eukaryota; Metazoa; Chordata; Actinopteri; Blenniiformes; Blenniidae
Gene: myom2b
Product: myomesin 2b
Exons: 39
Coding region: 151-4395 (1414 amino acids)
Biological process (GO): sarcomere organization
Cellular component (GO): M band
Molecular function (GO): protein binding
Source: RefSeq, a predicted model, not a curated record
CUCAGGGAGAGGCAGGUGGGGUACUGCUAGGGACGGGUGGUGGUUUUGCUGGCCUGGUACUUGGUUUAGGCUGACUCCCUGUGGAUUCAGGCUGACAACCGAAGUCGCAGCUAAGGAAAAUCUCAAGGGGUCAGUACCUUCAGUGCCACCAUGUCAGUGUGGGUCAAACGUGGAAGUUACGACCAUGAAUACCACCACAAAGAGAGCAAAUAUGUGGUGAAAGAGUACAGCAGCUCUGAGGCGAUGGAGGACAGAUAUGAGCAUAAAACACGAGUUCACAUCCAGGAAGUGAUAAGCGCGAAGAAACUGAACAAAUAUGUGCGUGAGGAGCCCAUGAUCAGGGGACCACACUUCCUGGUCAGACUCAGAUCUCACACAGUGUUUGAACACACUCCCAUCCAGCUCUUCUGUACGGUUGAGGGUUUUCCCAUGCCUACAGUAAAAUGGUACAAAGAUGGUGUGAUCCUGGACCGGUCCUCUGGAAAGUACUUAGUUAAGUCUAAAGGUGGAAGCCACUCUCUAGAAAUCCCAAGAUGCACCACUGACGACACAGCGCUGUACACUGCUGUGGCCGGAAACAGCCAUGGACAAGUCUCCACUCAGGCUUCUGUUGUUGUCAAGAGGUACAAGCAGGAGGAGGAGUCUUGCCCAUACGGGUGGUUGCCUUUCACUGCUGCCAUGCUUCCUGAGAUCCUGUACACUAAGAUCAACAUCACGUUUGUGGAGGCGUUUGGCCCGGUGUUUGCCAGUGAGGGAGGCUCUGCCACUCUGUCUGCUUCCAUGACCCUGAGCCCCAACCUGGCCAACCUGCAGCCCGAGGCACAGUGGUAUAGAGAUGAAACUCGCCUGUUUGACUCUAAAUGGGUGAAGAUUGAAACCGGCAGGGGCGUCACCACUUUGACUAUUCCAAACCUCUACAAAGACGACGAAGGCCUCUACACGCUUCGCAUGGUCACCAAAGGAGGCAUCGCAGAACACAGCGCAUUCGUGUCUGUUGCAGAUGGUCCUCCCCCAGUCCCUGCUGCACCCGGUGCUCCCAUGGACAUCAAAAUCCACGACGCCAAUAGAGACUAUGUCAUUGUGUCCUGGAAGCCUCCUAAUACCACCACAGAGGGUCCGAUCCUGGGAUAUUUUGUGGACAAAUGUGAGGUUGGAACUGAGAACUGGACCCAAUGCAACGAUCACCCCAUAAAGAUCUGUAAAUACCCCGUGUCUGGGCUGUUUGAGGGGCACUCCUACUACUUCAGGGUCAGAGCUGUCAAUUCCCAUGGCAUCAGCAAACCAUCCCGCAUGUCUGAUCCCAUCGCUGCCCUGGACCCCACUGAGUUUGAACGGCUCCAUGCCAAAAAGCUUGGUGGAAAACUGGAUGUUGUGUCUUACUAUGACGAAGUUGAAGAGGAAGGAAAACCUCCAGGCGUUCCAUCCGGAAUCAGUGUCAAUGAAAUAGACCGGACAUACGUAGUUCUGAGCUGGAAAGCUCCACCUUAUUCCAGCAAGGCUCCAAUGUGGUACUACAUAGAAAAGAGCUUGGCAGAAAGCGGCGCAUGGCAGCGUGUUAAUACUCAGGUCCCUAUUCGAUCUCCCCGCUAUGCCGUAUUCGACCUGGCAGAGGGAAAAGACUAUAGGUUCAGAGUUUUAUCUGCCAACAUCUAUGGAACCAGUGAGCCAUCUCAGCCGAGCGAGCUCAUUCAGACUCUGCAGCUCAAAGGUGUACCAUCUGCUCCUGGUCAGGUGAUUGCAACAAGAGAAACAGACACUUCUGUGCUCAUCCAGUGGGCUCCUCCAAAGGAGCCAAACAAUCUGAUUGGUUACUACAUUGAUCAGUGUGUGAAAGGAUCGAAGGAUUGGACCUCAGCCAAUCACAAGCCUCGCAAGAACACCAAGUUUGUGGUUAGUGGUUUGACCACAGGGGAAACCUAUGUUUUCCGUGUCCAGGCUAUCAAUGAGCUGGGUCUCAGCGAUGAAUCCCAGGAGUCUGCGCCCCUGACUGUCAAGGCUGCUCUGACCGUCCCUUCUUCUCCAUAUGAUGUUGCCCUGCUGAGCUGCGACGGCCACUCGAUGGUGUUGAACUGGAAGAAGCCUCUUCACUCUGGAGGUUCAGUGAUCAAGGAGUAUUAUGUGGAUAAAAGACGCAGUGGCACAGAAAUGUGGAGAGAGAUCAAUAUCCCACCAGUCUCAGAAAGACUUUACAAGGUGGAGGGCUUGACAGAGGGAGCGGUCUAUCAGUUCCAAGUGUAUGCAGCCAACCUGGCUGGCCUCGGACUAGCUUCUGAACCAUCUGCCGACUAUAAGUGUGAAGUCUGGAACAUGCCAGAGCCGGGUCCUGCCUAUGACAUGACUUUCUGUGAAGUCAGAGACAGUUCACUGUUGAUUGAAUGGCAGAAGCCCGUCUAUACUGGCUCUGGACCAAUCACAGGCUAUCAUGUUGAGUACGCCAAGAAGGGCACUGCCGACUGGACUACAGCCAAUGAGACCGCUGUCAGUCAUCGCUUCCUAAAGGUGACAGGUCUGGAGGAGGGCAGUAGCUAUGUCUUCAGAGUGCGUGCGGUUAAUGCUGCAGGAGUGGGAAUGGCCUCAAUGGCCUCUGACUCCGUGACCGCAAAGGCUGUGGAAGGCUCCCAGGAGGUUUCCUGUGUGGUGGACGAGAAAUCAGGUGACAUUGUUUUGUCUUUCGAGUCCUGCCAAAUGAGUGAGGGCUCCCAGUUCAUCUGGAAGAAAGAUUACAAAGAAAUCACAGAUUUCUCCAAAGGACUGGAGAUUAAGACCGAGGGCAGCCACUCCAAACUGAUCUUUAAGAACCCGGAUAAAGAGGACUUUGGAACGUUCUCUGUUUCCGUCACCAAUACGACUGGAGUGUCGUCCAGCUACACAAUCACUACUGAGGAACUGACAAAGAUGCUGGCGCUCAGCUACGAUAUCAGGCACCCAGUCAUCCCUCUGAAAUCUGAGCUGGCCUAUAAGAUUAUGGAGCGAGGCAGAGUGAGGUUCUGGCUGCAGGCUGAAGAGAUUUCUCCCAAAGUCACCUACAAAUUCUUUUUAAACAACAAGGAACUCUCUGGAGCUGAUCCCAACAAGAUGGGUCAUGAUGUUGCUACAGGUGUGAUUGAGUUCAUCAUGGAUCGUUUCACCGAGGAGAGCGAGGGGACGUUCACCUGCCAGAUCACCGACGGAGGAGGCAAAGCUCAAAGCUCACUGGUUCUGAUCAGCGACGCUUUCAAGGCAGCGCUGGCUGAGGCUGACUACCAGAGGAGAGAGUACAUCAGAGUCAAGGAGGGUCCCCAUUUCAGUGAGUUCCUGUCACUCCAGAUUGGAGAUGAUUGCUCCGUCACUUUGGUCUGUAAGGUUGCUAACCUGAAGAAGGAAUCAGAGUUCCACUGGUACAAGGAGGACACAGAGAUCAUCCCCGACGUGAAGCCCGACCUCGGAUCUGGAGUCUGCAAACUGUCAAUUAAACAGUUUUCACUGAAGACAGCAGGAAUUUACAAGGCUACAAUCAGCGAUGACAGAGGGAAAGAUAUGAGCCAAAUUGAUAUUUCUGGAAAAGUCUUUGAGGAUGCCAUCGACAAGCUCAGCCAGCUGGCUGGAGCCAGUGCAGGAGAGCUGGUGAUUAACUGCACAGCAACAGGCAUUCAGCUACAGUGUCACAUGAAGUAUUACACCUCAGAGAUGAACGUCACCUGGUAUCACGGUGAGGCUAAAUUGUCCCACAGUGAAAAGACUGUGAUUGGAGGAACUCCUGCCAUGGCAACAAUGGAGGUGGUUGAGCCCGUGGAGAAGGAUAAAGGCUCAUACUCCAUUGUGAUCACUGACUCUGAAAACUCCAAUAAACGCACUCUGGACCUCAGCGGUGAUGUUUAUGAGAAGGCAUAUGCUGAGUUCCAGAAACUCAAGGCUGAAGCCUACGCUGAGAAAAAUCGUGGAAAGGUGAUCGGAGGUCUGCCCGACGUGGUCACAAUCAUGGAAAAGAAAACUUUGAGUUUGACAUGUACAGUGUGCGGAGACCCCAAGCCUCAGGUGUCAUGGCUGAAGAGCGGAUCGGAAGUGGAACCCGAUGAUCAGUACGUGGUCUCCGUGGACCAGGGCAAGUUUGCCAGUCUGACGAUCAAAGGUGUUUCCUUGGAGGAUUCUGGCCGAUAUACCAUGAUUGUCCAGAAUAAAUACGGAGGGGAGUCUGUGGAUAUAGUGGUCAGCGUGUACCGCCAUGGCGAGAAAAUCCCCGAGGCGAAACCAACUCCGACCCCUAAAACAAUCAUCCCUCCUAAACUCCCCAUCGAGAUCCCCCAGCCGAAGACCCAGCCCGCUCCCAGCCCCGCCCCCUCCGCCCCCAGCCCCGCGCCUCCCCGGGCGGCGCCGGGAAGAGGGGUGAAGAGUCCCACUCCCACCAGGAGGAAGUAG